UGUUGUGUCGCGCAGGCGCAGAGCGGCCGCGGCCGCCAUUUCGUUCGGCGGUGCCGGGGCCGGGUACGGGAGCGGCGGGAGGAGCCGCGGGCAUGAGUGCCCAGGCCUGCCCCCAGCACUGAGCAACCAGAGCCGCCGGGAGCCAGGCCAGGAUGCCGAUCCCUCCUCCCCCGCCGCCGCCCCCCGGCCCCCCGCCGCCCCCCACCCUCGGUCAGGCGAACACGGAGCCGCCCAAGCUGAGCCGGGAGGAGCAGCGGGGCCGUGGGGCCCUCCUGCAGGACAUCUGUAAAGGGACCAAGCUCAGGAAAGUGACCCAAAUCAACGACCGGAGCGCGCCCAUCCUCGAGAAGCCCAAGGGCAGUGGCGGUGGCAACUACAGCUCUGGCUCAGCCGCCAUCCAGCCCAAGGGUGGCCUAUUCCAAGGUGGCGUUCCCAAGCUCAGACCUGUGGGAGCCAAGGACAGCUCAGACAGCUCCACCAAACAGACCCUGCAAGUGCCCGGCUCCCGUGGAGCUGCCCCCAGGCCCCCGGUGCCGGCCAGCAACAGCCGCCCUCAGGACGAUGCCGACAGCAGCCGGGGGUCCCCGCCGGAGCUGCCGCGCACGCAGAGACCCUCCCUGCCCGACCUGUCCCGGCCCGGCACCGCCGGCAGCACCGGCAUGAAGCACAGCUCCUCGGCCCCGCCGCCCCCGCCACCGGGACGCCGCGCCGCUGCCCCCCCGGCCCCCCCUCCGGCGCACGCCAAGGCCUCGCCCUACAACCGGGAGAAGCCACUGCCGCCCACCCCGGGACAGCGCCCACCCGGCAGCAGGGACGGACCCCCCGCCCCGCCACCCAUCAAGCCCCCUCCCUCCCCAGUCAGCCUCCGGACGGGGUCGGGGGCUCAGGGCCAGUCUCUUGCCCCCCCGCCGCCCCCUUACCGGCAACCGCCCGGUGUCCCCAACGGCCCCUCCAGCCCCGGCAGCGAGUUGGCCCCGGAGCUGCCGCAGAGACACAACUCCUUGCACAGGAAGGCACCGGGCCCGUUGCGGGGUCUGGCCCCCCCGCCGCCCACUGCUGCCUCCCCAUCCCUGCAGAGCAGCCGCCCCCCCCCACCGGCCAGAGACCCCCCGAGCCGCGGAGCAGCGCCCCCGCCCCCCCCGCCGAUGCUGCGGAACGGGGGGCGCGAUGCCCCCCCGCCCCCGCCCCCCUACAGACUGCACGGCCCCGCCGAGCCCCCCAGCCGGGGGAAGCCCCCGCCGCCGCCCACCAGGACCCCGGCUGGGCCGCCGCCGCCGCCACCGCCCGUGCGGAACGGGCACCGCGACUCCAUCUCCACCGUCAGAGCAUUCCUGGAUGACUUUGAAUCCAAAUACUCCUUUCAUCCCGUUGAAGACUUCCCAGCCCCAGAGGAAUAUAAGUACUUCCAGAGAAUCUACCCCAGCAAAACAAACAGAGCUACACGUGGGGCCCCCCCUCUGCCCCCCAUCCCCAGGUGAAACCGGGCUGUGCAGGUGGAUUGUUCCGGAGCAGACACACGGACCUCCUUCCCCUCCCUCAGCUGGCCCCCCCAGCUCCCAGCCCCCCGGAUCCUGCAUG
Messenger RNA from Pipra filicauda (Wire-tailed manakin), 1578 nucleotides. It is a transcript of the gene WIPF2, whose product is annotated as WAS/WASL interacting protein family member 2. The transcript has 8 exons. The record is from RefSeq and is a predicted model, not a curated record. Bases 153 to 1478 code for a protein of 441 amino acids. Gene Ontology annotation, molecular function: actin binding. NCBI's taxonomy places the organism in Eukaryota, Metazoa, Chordata, Aves, Passeriformes, Pipridae.